AUGGAGGCAAAAACUGCUACGACAGGGACAGGAUGGUCCCCCCCACGGCUACCCAACGAGAUCUACUGUCUGAUCAUCAGCCAGGUCAACGACUUUGACGACAGCUCUCGAAAACGCACCCUGCUCGCACUGGUACGAAUAGGAGAAGGGUAUCUGUAUUCGAAAUCUCCCUCUUUCUUCGAUGAGGACAAAGCAGCCGAGUUCCGACAUAGCUUAAGGCUCCAACCAAGACGCGCGCUCUACGUUACAUCUCUCAUCUACAACUACGACGAUCUCGCCGAUUUCUCCAUGCAGUGCCGCAACCUUCAAGAAUUGAAGCUUUGGAGCACCCUGACGCUAACAGGCGAUCUCGAACAAGCGUGCAAGAACUGGGGUUCCACACUUCGAAUGUUGAAGGUACGGAGCGUUGUAGAGUUGUCGGACUGGAUAGUCCAGAUCAUGCCGCACAUGACAGCAUUGACGACUCUCAUCCUCGAUCGAGCAUGCACGAUUGGCUCGAAGGAUAUCCAGGCCAUUGCUGAAAGUAAAGCACCACUUCAACAGAUCACGCUGGCGGGCCUCUACUUACCCCAAGACGAAGCAGCAGAAGAGUCAGAAGGCGAAACAGACGAGGAAACGAACGACGCGAUUGCAAACAUGAUAACCACUCACUCGUCGACCUUGCGCCAUAUUGGCCUGGAAAAUGCCAAAGUGGCUCCGCAUGUGCUGGAGAGCUGCAAGAAGGCGAAGAAGCUGAGAACCUUGGAUAUUGAGCUGGCUUAUAGUCCAUCGGAAGCGGAGGUUGAUGAUCUUUUGGAUGCAUGCCCACAUUUGUCUGACUACACGGGAAUUUUCUCGUUUUUCUCACUACGGGAGGAUGAGUGGAAAAUGAGACCGAUGGCAGAAGUCCCCGAGGCGACGUUUGAUUUCUGA
Messenger RNA from Fusarium coffeatum, 912 nucleotides. RefSeq lists its product as uncharacterized. The record is from RefSeq and is a predicted model, not a curated record. Lineage: Eukaryota; Fungi; Ascomycota; Sordariomycetes; Hypocreales; Nectriaceae. The transcript has 2 exons. The coding region runs from base 1 to 912 and encodes 303 amino acids.